GAUUAUGCAUAUUCAAUCCAAAAUUUCAAUUAUUUGCCGCCACACCAAACGCAAGAAGGUUUUAAUAUUUCGAAUUUUGAGUUAGAGAUGUUCGUGGAUAUCAAUGAUAAAGAGGUGCACAUGAAUGGGUCAAAACAUUUCAAUCAUGCUCAAGGGCAUAAACCAUUAUUUUUAUGGACAAGAGAAAUUUGUCGACAUUUUAUUUUGGCGAUCUGUGAUGAAAAAUAUAAUACUAUCAAACG
Messenger RNA from Racocetra persica, 242 nucleotides. Lineage: Eukaryota; Fungi; Glomeromycota; Glomeromycetes; Diversisporales; Gigasporaceae. The record is from the annotation of a GenBank genome assembly.